Messenger RNA from Python bivittatus (Burmese python), 806 nucleotides. RefSeq lists its product as uncharacterized. Gene Ontology annotation, biological process: phospholipid metabolic process; negative regulation of T cell proliferation; lipid catabolic process. Lineage: Eukaryota; Metazoa; Chordata; Lepidosauria; Squamata; Pythonidae. The record is from RefSeq and is a predicted model, not a curated record. Gene Ontology annotation, molecular function: phospholipid binding; calcium ion binding.
GGUGUCCUGGAAGUGCCCGGGAUGGCAAUCCGGGCGGGUAUUGCUAAGAUCUCGACCUUGCUUUCAGUCCUUGUCUUCGCAAGUGCCAAUUUGAUCCAGUUUGGGAAGAUAAUCCAACACUUAACAGGAAGGCCCCCGCUGAUUUACAAUGGGUACGGCUGCUACUGCGGACUAGGAGGCUCCAAGCAGCCGAUGGACGCCACGGACUGGUGCUGCCGGGCCCACGACUGCUGCUACCAGGCCGUGAAGCAGCGCCACUGCAAGCCCAAAACGGAGAAGUAUUCGUACUCCGUCGAGAAGAGCACCGUCGUCUGUGGUGGGAAGACCGACUGCCAGAGGCAGACUUGCGAGUGUGACAAAGCCGCGGCCCUCUGCUUCCGCAGUGCCCCUUUUCACCGCAGACUCGUCAGCUACCCAAAUGUCUUGUGCAGAGGCCGCACCCCGCCCUGCCAGGAUCUCCACCAAAGCUGCACUCCUCCGUCCGCUUCCUGAUUCCACCCCUUCUGAUUUCGUGGUCCCAGCUGGCCACGGUGUUCCACCAAAAUCGCCCCAUCCCUGUAUUCUCUGAGCCUCAGAACCGUGCCUUCCUGCGCAAUAAAGGACGCUCUCCAAGCCUUCUCUUCUUUUUAUAAUGUCUGUAUAGAUAUGUCCUUGUGGAGUUGCGUAGCCUCCGGGAGGCUGGGAACGCAAAGCACCGUCUGCCCCUUGCACAGGGGUGAGGAAAGCUCUUCGCCCUGGCCCUCUCCUCGACUGCCAGGGGACGAAGGGUGUUCCUCAGAGGAGAGCUGGCAUAGCACAGGAUUGGC